Molecule: messenger RNA, 525 nt
Organism: Tetrahymena thermophila SB210
Lineage: Eukaryota; Ciliophora; Oligohymenophorea; Hymenostomatida; Tetrahymenidae
Exons: 2
Source: RefSeq, a predicted model, not a curated record
AUGAGGUAAUUUAAGAAGAAUACUUGCGUGCAAAAUCUCAAGUCAAUUGACCCUAUUAACGAUUAUCGAUUACUUGGUUCAAGUCGAGUUAGGCUAUUAAAAACAAGAAAGAUAAAGAAAAAAUCACAAAAUAUUAAUAACCAACCUAACCUUAACAUUUAAAGUGAAAUGAAAGAAACAAUAGAAAUAAAACAAAAACAAAAUAAUAGCUAAAUGGUUAUUAAAUCUACACAAAUAACAAAAAGGGGUCAACAACACAUAAUAGAGAUAGGUUAUCUAAAAAGAGUUAUGAAAUGUAAGACUCACAUUAUUAAUGGUAGAUUAUAAUAACGCAGACUUAGAGAAACCUUCGAAAACACUUUUACUAGCAAUGAUAUUGUAGGAAGCACAAAUUAUCUCAGAGAUAGAUAUGUCAUAAAUUCACUGAUAUAAUAAAAGCUAUUAAAUCAAAGAAUAGGAGAUUAUUUUUAUACUAUGAUUAUAAUUACUUGCUAAUACAGUAAAGACCUGGCGAUAAUUAUUUGA